AUGUACAUUAGAAUUUUCCAAGUCUGGUAGAAUAGCAUAACACGCAGUACUCGUUUGCAGUUUGAAACUCAAUCCCGGUAAAACUCAUCUCGCUGUCCAAAGAUUCUCACUUGUUUCCCCUUCACGUUUCAAUCGAGUUGUGUACCAAUAAAUAGACAAAGUUGUUUCUCCCUCACUUCCAUCUUUUUCUUCCUUGCUCUCUGUCCCUCUGUUUCUUAACAUCUUAAAUUAUGAGUCAACAAUACUUUCAGAGAACAAAUUGGUGCAGAGCUCUUUGUGUUUCCAUUGCUACCAUAACAUUAAUCUUCUUUGUAGGUUUGCAAGUAAUUGAUGAUGGUGCUUCUUCGCCAAUAUUCCGGCGAUCAAAUAUUGAAGUGAACCACUAUGAGAAAAACACGACCAAAAAAACACUGAAUGAUCAAGUUGUAGAGUCGGAGCAUGCAGUUGUCGCGGCAGAUGAUGCGCGUUGUUCCGAAAUUGGUGCAGUAAUGUUGAGACAUGGGGGGCACGCAGUUGAUGCUGCAGUUGCAACAUGUUUGUGUUUGGGCGUUGUGUAUCCUAUGUCAAGUGGAAUAGGUGGUGGUGGGUUCAUGGUGGUCCGAUCUUCAUCCACCGGGAAAGCCCAAGCUUUCAAUUCUAGAGAGACAGCACCUUUAGCUGCAUCAAAGGACAUGUACGCAAAUAACCUCAUGAACAAGUCCGUCGGCGCACUGUCAGUUGCUGUUCCAGGUGAGAUAGCCGGACUUCAUGAAGCAUGGGUGAGAUAUGGAAAAUUGCCCUGGAGCAAGCUUUUCCAGCCAGCCAUUAAACUCGCAAAAGAAGGCUUUGUAGUCUCACCUUAUCUCGAAAUGGGCAUUAAUAGAACCAAAAGUAACAUUCUAGCGGAUACCAUUGGAUUGGGAAGAAUACUGGCACCAAAAGGAAAAUUGUUGCGAGCAGGCGACACUUGCUAUAAUAUACAACUUGGUCGCACUUUAGAAAUAAUUGCAAAAAAAGGGCCUCGGGCAUUUUAUAACGGGAACCUAGGAAAGAAAUUUGUCAAGGAUGUGAAGAAGGCUGGAGGGAUAAUAACAAUGAAGGAUUUGAGGGAUUACAAAGUUGAUAUAACUGAUGCAGUGUCUGUGAAUGUCAUGGGAUUCACCGUACUUGGAAUGCCUCCUCCUUCAAGUGGUACUCUAGGGCUCUCUCUGGUUACAAACAUUUUGAGUGGCUAUGGGUCAUUAGAUUUCCUGAAAAGUCCGCUGGGUCUUCAUCGAUUUAUCGAAGCGUUAAAGCAUAUGUUAGCAAUUCGAAUGAACCUUGGUGAUCCAAAGUUUGUGAACACAACAAAAUAUGAAGCUGAUAUGGUUUCGCCAUCAUUUGCUGCUAAACUUCGACGAAAAAUACUCGAUAAUACUACGUUUUCUUCCGAUUAUUACCUGCCAAAAUGGAGUCAGCUAGAUGAUCAUGGAACUACUCAUUUCUGCAUUGUAGAUGCAGACAGGAAUGCUGUAUCAAUGACAUCCACCAUAAAUUCUUAUUUUGGAGCCGGUUUACUCUCUCCGUCUACGGGCAUUGUUCUCAAUAAUGAGAUGGAUGAUUUCUCUGCACCCACGGAAAUAUCCAAAACUAGACUUCCUCCUGCACCAGCAAAUUUUAUUGCACCAAACAAGAGACCUUUAUCUUCUAUGAACCCAGUUAUCGUACUUAAGGAUAAUCAAUUAACUGGAGUUGUCGGAGCUAGCGGUGGGCUUUUUAUAAUUCCUGCCGUUAUCCAAGUCUUUCUCAACCAUUUUGUCAAAGGAAUGGAACCUCUAUCCGCUGUAAAACAACCAAGGGUUUACCAUCAGGUAGUACCAAAUGUGGUAUUGUACGAGAAUUGGACAGUGAUUAAUGGUGAGCACAUUGAGCUCUCAAAUAAGAACAAGAGAUUCUUGACAACAAGAAAUCAUACAUUGCAGCCUCAGUCGAGUGGAGCUAUCUGUCAACUUGUUAUGCAAGACCUUGAAAAACCAAUUCAGAAGAAGAAAGGAGGAAGAAAAUAUGGUAAUGGACGUGAAGAAGUGUUUCACGGAAUGCUUACUGCUGUUAGUGAUCCCAGGAAAAAUGGAAGACCAGCCGCUGUUUAAUUGAAUCUGCAUGCACAAUUUGCCUUUUGUCAAAUAUUUUCUAAUAAGAACCAAUUAAAGCUCUCUUUCUUUUCCUAUUGAUUUUAUCGAUUUAUAUAUCGUCAGUAGGUCGAGUUUUUCUUAACCAUUUUAUCAUUGGAAUGCAAAACUUUCCUGCUAUGUCGAACCACUAA
Molecule: messenger RNA, 2281 nt
Organism: Papaver somniferum (opium poppy)
Lineage: Eukaryota; Viridiplantae; Streptophyta; Magnoliopsida; Ranunculales; Papaveraceae
Product: glutathione hydrolase 3-like
Exons: 7
Coding region: 231-2108 (625 amino acids)
Biological process (GO): glutathione catabolic process
Cellular component (GO): plasma membrane
Molecular function (GO): glutathione gamma-glutamate hydrolase
Source: RefSeq, a predicted model, not a curated record